GCGCGGAAACUCAGUCAUUCUGUGACUCAGUCGCUCAUUUGGCGGGAUCGUUCUCAAUUUGCGAAUUUGUUGCGUGGUUUGCCUAGCCUGUUGGCGCGCAAAAGUUCUCUGAGCUGGCACACCCGUCAAGACUGUCAAGGGCAAUGGAAUUCAACAUGACUCAAGUGCAGGCCACGGCAGUGGUGUCGUCAUAUCAAGGAACCUUGCCUGCAGUGAUGUUCGGCAUCAAUCCACUGGAGCAAUGUCAGAUACAGUUUCCAGACAAGCCUGUACAGUCACCGGCACGGCCCUUACAAACGCAUGUUCUGGUCAAUCAAUACCCUCAACAGACCAUUCAGAAGCAGACAGCUGUGGCUCAGCCACGCCUGUCGGUAGUGCUUCCACAACCAGUCAAGACGCUGGUGUUCUUUGACCUUGAAACAACAGGCCUCCCCUCGAAGUACAAGCGAGUCAGCAUUACCGAGAUUGCCUUGGUGGCCAUAGACAGGGCCCACUUCGAGAAGCAAGAUAAGGCUGAAUUUCGGGUGACCCAAAAGCUGACACUGUGCCUGAAGCCUCAAGCCUCCAUGCACCCAAUGGCUAUCAAAAAGUCUGGUCUGGACCCCGUCCUCCUGAAGGACCAGGGACUUUUUAAUCAAGCUCAGCCUGCCAUUCGUGCUUUCCUCUCGGUUUUAGCACAACCAGUCUGCCUUCUGGCUCACAAUGGGGAUAUUUUUGAUUUCCCCGUACUCAUGGAUGAGAUGGUACAUGCCACGGGCAGCAGGGAUGUGGACAAUGUACUUGGUGUACCAGGGCUGGCAUGUUGCGACACGCUCAAGGCUGUGCGCAAUGUGUGGCCUGUGCUACCUCCUGCACCUAAAAAGGGACGCGGCGCGGUGGCUGCCAGCAAGCAGAACUCCUAUGCACUUGACCAGCUGUACAAGCGUUUCUGUGGACGCCGUUCCAAUGCACACCAUGCUGAGCAGGAUUGCAUUGACCUCAUGAAAGUAUGCCACACAGAAAAAGUUGCCUUCCUCGCCUACAUUGAUGCCAAUGCGGCCCUCCUGGCUGAUGCUCAUCGUGACUGGUGAUUGCAACAGCAACCCUGUCGUGCGAUUCGUGAAGUUGUAAAAUUUCUGUGCUGUGCCAUGCCAAAAUCUUUGUAUGAAUUUGGUAAACCUAAGUGUGCCAUCUUACUGGGGCCUUUUCUGUAGGCCUCUUCUGGACUAGUGAUUUUGGCAUGGACGAUCGUGACAGGUGCAUGGUUGAGUGAGCCCCAUUUUUUUUAAUUUAGAGCUUUAGUGCCUAUUUUGGUAGAAGUAUCUGGAUGUCAUUGGAAGGUUUGCAUAGUAAUCGCUAAGUAUCUUGCUUUCAAUCUUCACUCUUAGUCCACCAUGUUGCCCCUGUUUAGUUUGACAGUCACUCUCUUCAUAGAGUGGUUCAUCCUCCUCUCCUUUUCUGCUUUUGACUCCUACAUACUAUAAUUACGUGAUAGUAAGUCUCCUCGAAUGUAGGUCGACCCCCACAAAAUCUCGUGGAGAAAAAAAAGAGGGGGGGGGAAUGGGGAGGGUAUAGCACCAGCCCGUUUCAUUAAAAGAAAACCUAUUUAAAAUGUUUAGAAUGGAAACAAUCGAAGAUGGCUUCACGGCAGAGCUUGAAAGCUAUGCUGGAGAGCUAGCUUUGCAGACAUUUGCGGAGAUAAUUUUCAGUUUUCAAUUCUAGGUCGACCCCCCCCCCCCCACUUUAGAUUUCAAAUUAAGACAAAUUGGGUUGACCUAAAAUCAUGUAAAUACGGCACAUCAGUUGGUGCAGCCUCCACUUUAUUUGUAAAGGAGGAAUGACAGGAAACAAGAGUUUUCGAAUGCCUGCCUGUAAUUUUUCGUGGGGCUGCAAACAUGUGUUAUUGUUAAGGUCUACUGUGAAAUUGUGCUGCAUAAAUGCAUGUGCAUUGACAUUUGUGUGUUCCUCCACAGAACUGCUUUUUUUUUUUUGAGCGAGUGCGAGGAGCUGUAACCAGCACCUCAUUUCUGUGGAACUCUCAAGACCACAAGGUUUACGAUUCCGUAUGCUGUCAUUCGAAUGCUUGUUUUAGGUUUUCCAGAGCCUUAAUUUUUUGUACCUUUUUUGCUUAUUUAUCAGAGUGCUCAACAAAUAAAAUUUUUAUUUGGGGUGUUAUCUUCUGACGCCUUUGCAGCAUGCUCAUCUACCAAUUCAAGUUGGAUUAGGAAACAUGUUAUAAUAUCUAAUGCAUUACUGAUCAUAGGAAUCAUGUGCUUCUGAAGCUAGCUUUCAUUUUUUAUGUGUCCUGGACAUGCAUAGAAGUUAUCUGUACAAAGUAUUUUUUGUUUUUACUGCAUGUGGGACUUAGAACUGUCUGCCUUGCUAGUGUUGUUAAUAUUCACAACCUUUAGACUAUGCAAAUGUGCGUGACUUCUUUGUAUUCAUUGUGUGCAUGUCUUAAAGUAAAAGUCUAGUGCUUAUAGCUUUAUUCAACCUGACUCGCUGAUUUCUCAAUUACUGCAUUUCUUACUAUGACUGCAGUACAAGGUCUAUCAAACGUAGAAAACAUGUAUAAGUCGGGGCUGCAGUCUGCUCUCAUCUGUUGCAGUCGGUGGAGGGUGCAGGCCUUGCUUCGUUUUCGUCAGUGCAUGCAAGCUUGCUUACUGUAAGGGCUCCUCUUCCUUUCAUCAGCAUGAGCUGCUGGUGGGUAUGUUGUGUUUAGUAUAGAGAACCAAGGUUUGCCAUGAUGGAAGAGCAUGACAUGUUCAGUUCUUCAAGUGGUCCUUCGUAAAUUUUUUGGUUGCUGAGAAGAGUGGAACCCGAGUAGUGGAAAGCUCUUGCUUAGUAUGGCUAGAGGGUCUGGGAAAGCCUUUAGCUAAUGCUGUGCCUACUAAUAGGGCUGCAGGAAUAGCCUGUUCUACACCUUGUCCACAUCUCUUUCUUAAAACUCGGUGCUUUGCAAUCGUACAUUGGCACCACAAUGGCAGAAGGCUGAACUUAAGCUUGUGCUGCUGCUGUAUGUGAGUAGUGUGCAACAGCAGCAAGGACCUUUGGGGAAAUUGAAAAGGCACAUGCCACUAUGUCACAUUAGGGGCACUAACAGCAUCAUAAUGGGAAGAUAUAUGAGUACUUUGAUGCUGUUGAUGUCACUGCUUUCACACACAGCUGGGCAUUUUCUUAUAUUUUUAAAGCCCAUCAUCACAUUUAUGUCUUCACAUGCACAGGUCUUUGCAUUGAUUCAUUGGCUCCUUCUCAUUGCAGGAAGGAUUGUGACAAGUCUUUUGAGGCAGAUAGAGCAUUGUAGAGAUCACAUUGCGUGAAAUUGUCCGUUUCUUUUGUGAUCACUCUGUCUCCUGCUGAUGGUUGAUGACGCAUAACUUAAUAAAGUCUGCGUACAGUUUAUCAUCUACAUUUUCUGGAUAGCCGGGGAUGAUUUGAACUAGAUGUGUCCUCUUAGCACUGACAUUGCACUGUUUUGACUUGCAGAGUUUAGCUGAUGGCACUCUUUGUGGUCACGUGUGUAUGUGAACAUUGUGUCAAUUCAUGGUAAUAAUUUAGAAAGACUGCUGUGCAAAUGUUUUGUAAGCAGUCACGCUAUGAGUGCUCACAGUUUGGGACUUGUAUUUUUUUAUUGUUAUACAAACUUUUAUAUGAGAAUGUAUCCAGGUGAUCUGCAUCUAGUGUAGUACAUGUAUAUAUUUUUUGUAUUUAUUCCAAGAAAUGAUACUGGAGAUGAGUUUCGUGAGGUGAUUGAUAUUUUUGUAGUACUUUGUUUUAGUAUGUGUUUCACUUCUUUACAUUAUACAUCUCUUUCUGUUUUUCUAGCUGUGCAUAUUACAUUUCAUUUUUGCAUUGUCGUGCUUUCUGGCUACUAGUAUUAUUCACCCAACACUGCAGGAAAUGCAUUAACAUGAGCUGAAAGUGGAGAAAAAAACGAGUGAAUCGAAGUGUGGUUUGCUGCAUCACCAUGAAAAAGAUAAGUAUUGCAAAUGUGUGUACUUGUAAUAAAUUAUGUUCCUUAGCAGUCAGAUCUACA
This is a messenger RNA of Rhipicephalus microplus (southern cattle tick), 4015 nucleotides long. Its product is annotated as three prime repair exonuclease 2. Lineage: Eukaryota; Metazoa; Arthropoda; Arachnida; Ixodida; Ixodidae. The record is from RefSeq and is a predicted model, not a curated record. Gene Ontology annotation, cellular component: cytoplasm. Gene Ontology annotation, biological process: DNA catabolic process. Gene Ontology annotation, molecular function: 3'-5'-DNA exonuclease activity; nucleic acid binding.